Messenger RNA from Ictalurus furcatus (blue catfish), 911 nucleotides. RefSeq lists its product as uncharacterized. The record is from RefSeq and is a predicted model, not a curated record. The transcript is spliced from 3 exons. The coding region runs from base 1 to 849 and encodes 282 amino acids. NCBI's taxonomy places the organism in Eukaryota, Metazoa, Chordata, Actinopteri, Siluriformes, Ictaluridae. Gene Ontology annotation, biological process: response to bacterium.
AUGGCUCCACUCUGGAUUCUUGUUUCAUCUCUCAACAUAAUAUUUCCAGCCCAAGCUGAGGAUUGUACCCAUCCAUCAUUUGUCUCUGUGAAGCCUGGAGAACGUGUUACUCUAAACUGCACAUUUCACGAUAAAUACAGUAAAGAACUUAUAGUUUGGUACAAGCAGCAAUUUGGAGAUAUGCCUCGGGAAGUGAGAAAAAUGAGAGUGUAUAUAAACACCGAGCCUGGGAUCAGCUCAGGAUUUAAAGUAGAGGAGAUUAUGAAUGGCAUUUCUUUAACAAUUCUGCAAACAAAAAAAACUGAUGAAGGAUUGUAUUUCUGUGGAAUAUAUACCUGGGGCAAAUUUACAUUUUCCAAUGGAACAUUCAUAGCUGUGACAGGUAAUGGAGACGUAAAAGUGUCAGUGUUCCAGAGUGGCGUGUCGGACUCGGUUCCUGCAGGAGCGUCAGUGACUCUGCAGUGCUCGGUUCUCUCUGAGAGCAGAUCAGCAGAACUCCAAGUGCUCUGGUUCAGAGCUGCUCCACCACAAUCCCAUCCUCAAAUCAUUUACACUCAUCACAACAGCAGCCAUCAGUGUGAGAGCGGCUCUUCUACACACACCUGUGUGUACAACUUCUCCAAGAACAUCCUCAGCCUCAAUGAUACUGGAACUUACUACUGCGCUGUGGCCGUGUGUGGGAAGAUCAUUUUUGGGAAUGGGACACGAGUACAACUGGAUGCGAACAAAUUCAAUAACCAGUGUUUCAGUAGGUAUUUAAUUGUAGUUUGUAUCUGUUUACUUGGCUUUAGUUGUAAAUAUUUAGAAUAUUACCAUGAUUCUUCAGUGUGCACUUAUUCAUUAUUAUGAUACAUUUAUAUAUUUUUCUACAGAGGGAUCUGAUUCUGUAGUGAUCUCCCUUGCUGUAGCGU